Molecule: messenger RNA, 606 nt
Organism: Penicillium psychrosexuale
Lineage: Eukaryota; Fungi; Ascomycota; Eurotiomycetes; Eurotiales; Aspergillaceae
Exons: 1
Coding region: 1-606 (201 amino acids)
Source: RefSeq, a predicted model, not a curated record
AUGGCUGAUCAAAAAAUAUGGUUUCCUGAUCCUAUCCAGGAUUCAGAAUGCAAGAUCUUGACUCUGAGCGAGCCUACCCCUUCUAACUGGGAAGUCGUCCAAAAGAUUAACGAGCACGUCGAGCAAUGGCAAGAUGCUACCUCCUACCCCUCCCACCCCUCCCUAGCCUCCGCUAAAUUCGUCUGUCGCGAUGCCCAAUCUCCUAAUGGGCCCACAGCCUUCCUCCGUAUCGUGAAGCAGAUUCCUUCUGUCAAGGGCGACAUAGGCCCUAUUCGACCCCAGGAAGCCGCUCGAUUUACUCCCUCCGAGCUAAAAGCAUACGAAGCCAUCCGAGCUCGGGAAGCCACUCAAUUUACGCCACCCGAGCUAGAGGCAUACCAAGCCCUUAAGGAAAGAAAUUCGCCUAAUACCCCUAAGCUCCUAGCAUGGGAGCAAGGGACUCAGGACUCCUCUGGUUCCGUCCCAGGUGGCUUUAUCACAUGGAUUAUCUUUGAAAAAGUUGAGGGAAUUGCCCUUGGAGAUGAAAAUGGGGAUAGCAUGUACUGGGAGCAGCCACCGGAAACUCGUGCAAAGAUCCGCAAAGUCUUCCUAGAGGAAUACGAGUAA